Molecule: messenger RNA, 1741 nt
Organism: Bufo bufo (common toad)
Lineage: Eukaryota; Metazoa; Chordata; Amphibia; Anura; Bufonidae
Gene: AMDHD1
Product: amidohydrolase domain containing 1
Exons: 9
Coding region: 143-1441 (432 amino acids)
Cellular component (GO): cytoplasm
Molecular function (GO): imidazolonepropionase activity
Source: RefSeq, a predicted model, not a curated record
GGGAGGUUACACGGCUCACCUGUUCCUCAUUACUGCUGGGAGCUCUGUAGCCUUUGUACAAGGCAAACACUUGCUGUGCUCUACUGAGCGAGAACUCCACGUUUACCACUAAACCCUCUGCCAGGCUGAAGCGAUUAUCAAGAUGUCUUGCAAAUUCAGGCUUUUGCUGGAAAAUGCAGAUCAGUUGGUUGUUAUCUGUCAGAAAGGAGAAGAAUUCCUGCUCCUGGAAGGAAUGCAACAUCUAGUGGUGCUGGAGAAAGCCAGCCUGGUGGUCGGCAAUGACGGCUAUAUAAAGGCUAUAGGACCCACAGAGACUAUACAUGGUCAGUUUUCACAUGCAGAAUUUGAGACUGUGAUUGACUGCUCUGGAAAAUGUGUUCUACCAGGCUUUGUAGAUGCUCACACCCAUCCUGUGUGGGCAGGUGACAGAGUACAUGAGUUUACUAUGAAACUUGCAGGUGCCACUUAUAUGGAUAUUCAUCAGUCUGGAGGAGGAAUAAAUUUUACGGUAGAACAUACAGAAUCUGCUUCAGAAGAAGAACUGUUCUGUAGCUUUAAACAACGGCUAGAACGCAUGCUCAGGGCUGGAACCACUUUAGUAGAGUGCAAGAGUGGAUAUGGGUUAAAACUAGAUACAGAACUAAAGAUGCUAAGAGUGAUUGAACGAGCUCAGAGAGAAAUGGAUAUUGGCAUCUCUUCCACAUAUUGUGGAGCUCAUAGUGUACCAAAAGGAAAAAGUGUUAAAGAGGCCACGGAUGACAUUAUAGAACAUCAUCUUCCUGCCUUGAAGCAAAUGGCAUUAAACGAUGAAAUUCACGUAGACAAUAUUGAUGUCUUCUGUGAAAAAGGAGUCUUUGACCUGGAGUCCACAAGACAGAUUCUUCUUGCUGGGAAAGCAAUUGGCUUACAUCUAAAUUUUCAUGGAGAUGAACUUAACCCCAUGAAUUCAGCAGAGCUGGGAGCAGAGCUCGGAGCACUUGCUGUUAGUCACUUAGAAGAAAUAAGUGAUGAAGGGAUUUCUGCGCUGGCUGCUGCAAAGUGUUCAGCCAUUCUAUUGCCUACAACUGCCUACAUCUUGAGACUGAAGCAACCUCGAGCAAGGAACAUGCUCAAUGCUGGAGUAAUAGUAUCUCUAGGCAGUGACUUCAAUCCCAAUGCAUACUGCUUCUCAAUGCCUAUGGUGAUGCACCUUGCCUGUGUCAAUAUGAAGAUGUCUCUGAAGGAAGCUCUGGCUGCUACCACAAUCAAUGCUGCGUACUCUCUUGGAAGAUCUCGCACGCAUGGUUCAUUAGAGGUUGGGAAAGAAGGAGAUGUGGUUAUCAUUAAUGCUCCACGAUGGGAACAUGUGAUUUACCAGUUUGGGGGACACCAAGAAUUAAUUGAAUAUGUUGCUAUAAAAGGAAAAAUUGUUUAUAAGAAUGAAAGAAUUCUUGGCCUAUAAGAAGGUUGCAGCUUUAAGAUGGAAAGAAUUACUGUGGUCAAUUGGCGAUAACUGCAUAGGGGAACAAGCAGAGACGCACUGAAUGUGUUUCUAAACUUUGCUGGACUCCUCCGCUGGACUGCAUUACAUCUGACUAUUAAAUCAUUCACCAAUGUUAGACCUGCUGUAUAUUUAGGGACAUAUAGUCAGAUUUCUCUAUGGAGUUGAUUGAAUGCAAAAUUAAGUUACAGUAUACUGGAAGAACAUUAGAGGCCACAUUAAUUGUCAAGCACAAUAAAUAAUUAAAAAAAUCUUUAUUUU